Messenger RNA from Hypoxylon trugodes, 1481 nucleotides. RefSeq names its product siroheme synthase middle domains-like protein. The coding region runs from base 172 to 981 and encodes 269 amino acids. Gene Ontology annotation, molecular function: precorrin-2 dehydrogenase activity; protoporphyrin ferrochelatase activity. Gene Ontology annotation, biological process: siroheme biosynthetic process. Lineage: Eukaryota; Fungi; Ascomycota; Sordariomycetes; Xylariales; Hypoxylaceae. The transcript has 3 exons. The record is from RefSeq and is a predicted model, not a curated record.
CGUCAUCACAUUUUUUUUUAUCUCCAUCACACCGUAUCAACGUAUCAACGUAUCAAUCGUAUCAAAUCUCUCGAUGCUCAUUAUUCGUUCCCUCUCCGAUGCCAGCUUCUCCGGAGAAAUACAUUGUCUCGUUCUUAAAGCUUGAAACUCGAAAUCCUACUAAGCAAUAGAAUGGCCAGUAACGACAAUAACGACCAGUUCCCCAAGGUUCAAGGUGGAGGUAGCUUGAUUCUAGCUUGGCAGGUCAAGAAUAAACAUGUUUUAGUCGUUGGUGGCGGCGAGGUAGCGGCUGGCCGUAUCCUCAACGUCCUCAACGCCAAUGCCAAUGUCACCGUCAUAAGCCCUUCCUCCGGGCUCAACCCCGAAGUUCGUCACCGUAUUGCCAACGAUGAGGUUACCCACAUCGAUCGUGUUUUCGAACCUUCGGAUUUAGAAAUCCUUCCCCCGAGCAAUGGUCCCCCCGAUAUGGUUCUCGUAGCCAUCGAUGAUCCCGAUGCCUCGACCCAGAUAUGGAAGCUUUGUAAAGAGCACCGCAUCCCAGCCAACAUAGCCGAUGUCCCACCCGAAUGUGACUUUUAUUUUGGAAGCGUACAUCGUGAUGGUCCUCUACAAAUCAUGGUCAGUACCAACGGCAAGGGGCCUAGGCUAGCAGCUAGCAUAAGAAAAUGGAUUGGAACUCAGUUACCCGUUGGUGUUGGUGACGCAAUCGAAAGGAUGGGGGUUCUGCGUACCAAAUUACGCCAGAUGGCACCCAGUCCCGAAGAAGGUCCCGGCAGGAUGAAAUGGAUAUCUAAGAUCAGCGACGCCUACAGCUGGGAUGAUAUGUGCAGUCUUACGGACGAGGAUAUGGAUAAUCUCCUAACCUUUUAUGCUCCUGACAAGGUACCGCAUUUGGAUAUGUUAAAAGCAAUGAGAGGCGGGAGAGCAGAAGAGGAUAUCGACGUCUUUGACGGGUCCUUUGGCUUCAGUGUCGUUGCAUGAGUAAAACAGAUGAGAGUCGUAUGGUCAUCUGGGGAUUACAUAUAUCGUCGCAUGAGUUGGUUAGGGGAUUCAAUACUGCAAUACGUCAAAAUGAUCAAACAAAGCUUAUUGUUGAUUUCUUGGUCCAUCACAUUGGCAUAUUCCUGUGGUUUUGGCGUAAAGUCCUGCCUGAAUGUGUGGGAUGUACUCUAAAGGAAUCAUACCUUUAAACAUGGCACAGCACUCUCAAUUUUAUAAAAGUCAUUCCAAGCAACUCACCGUCCUACUAUUAUCUUGGAAGAGAGUCACUAAGGUUAUCAUAUAUCAUAAAUGCGUAGAGAUUGGAACUUCUACUUGUUCUUGCUGUUCGCAAAUUGUACGCUGUUCUCUCCGACACUCGUCUUCUCCCGAAGCCAUGAUAAUUUAAGAGGCAUGAAAAAGUACGACGUACGUUAAGACCAUAAUGCGAUUCAACCUAUUUAAUAAGAUCAUCAGGCUUGCAUCGCCCAAAAGUAGGGUUC